AUGGAUUUUGAAUUGACUAAAGAUUAAUUCUAUUCCUAAUAUAAGCCUUUCCAAAAGCUAAACUUGAAUGAUUAACCAUUUACCAAAUAAUAUAUAAGCGAAAAAAGAAAUGAAACAGUUUGGAUUAAGAAAAGAAGGAUUUAAGGAGAAUACAAAGAUUAUUUUAUAAAAGAAAUUAGAAAAGAAAUUCAAAUCCAAAAAACCCUUUAUAAUAAUAAUCCCGAGUGGGUUUUAAGAAUCAAAAAUUUUACUAUAUUCACAAGUUAAGGAAAGAACAGAGAAACUGUAAUGAUUGCAUAUUACAAUGAUUAACAAUGUGCUCAAAUAUUCAAAUAUAUCAAAAAUUAGCAGAAUCGGGGGUGUGAAAUAAAUAGAAUAGAUCUGAGUAAUAAACUAUUCGACAUUUAUCAACAAUUGAGAAAAAAUAAGGUUUGGCAUCAAAAUAUAAAACCUAAUAAUGUAUUCUAUUAUGAUGGUUAAAUUUUGCUUUCAGAUUUUGGGAGUAAUAGAACAUUUCAUUAGAAUUAUAUUUAAUAAUUUAAUAGUAAGAAAGAAUAAAAUUGGCAGAAAGAAUAUUAUUUUUAUAAUCCUAAAAUAAUAUUAGAAUUAAUUAAAAAUUAUUCAGAUUAUGAUAUGAGAAGGUAUGAGUUUGAUGAACUAAAAAGUGCGAUUGAAAGAUAAAAAUAAUUUGAAGAUGUUCUGAAUGUUCCUUAAAAUUCCUUUAAUUUAGAUUCUUGGGCCAUUGGAGUCAUUAUUAUUCAAAUAUUUUAUCCUAAAGAUUUUAUGAAUCCAGAUAUUAAUACAUAUUAUGCUUUCGAUACAAAUGAAUUAAAAUAAAAAAUUCAGGGAAUAACUAAAAUAGAUCAAUUAUUAGGUAAAAGAUUAGAGAUGCUGUUUUAUCCUGAAGUAUAAUAACAAGAAAUAAUAGAAUAAACAAAAAAUAAAUUAAAUGUGCGGUUAAAUAUUUCUUAAAUAUUCCAACAAAAUUAUCUGUCUUCUUAGCUAAUUUCUGUAAUAUUACCCGAAAAUUUAGAUCCAUAAACGAAUAAUCCAGUAGUAAAUCCAUAACCGAAUGGACUUCCCUCAUACUCUGUGACUUGUUAAGCAAAGGUCGCUAAAUAUGAGACUGGUUAAGCAAUGGAUAAAUUUCUCCAAGUAGUACAAAAAUAAAUACAUCCUGAAUUAAAAAAAUUUUAAGAAUCAACAAAUGAAGAAAAACUUAAGUAUGUUUUGGAUUUUCAUAUUUUAAUUCAACUUGAUCUUAAAGAAGUUUAAUCCUAUUUGAAUGAUCUAAAUAAUUUGCUGAAGGAAUUCUCUUCGAGAGCACCAAGUGAAAAUGAAACCAUACAACAAAGUCAUAAUAAUAACAUUGAGAAGCUUAAAGAAAAUAUAUUUCCAGUAUAAAAUAGGGAGUGUGCUCUAUUAUAUUUUUAUAAUUAUGAAAUGGAACCGCCAGAAGAAGAUAUAAUUUAUUAUUAUAAUCUAAAAGAAGCUACUAUAAUUUAAUGGAAGAAACAAUUUUAAAUUCCUUAAGAAUAAACUAAAUAAAAUACAAAUAAUUAAGCAAAGCCAUACUUCUCACCUGAAAAAAUAGCUGAUUUGAUCAAAUUAAGAAAAAAAGAACUUAAAAUAGAAGCUAAUGUCCCUGUUAUGUUGAAAAAUGAGUAAUUAAAGAUAAUUUCAUUUCAUUAUUUAAAAACUUUACCAUAAUAUCAAAAUAUUCUUGAAAAGAAGAAAUAGCAAAAAGAAAUAUAUGGCGCUGAAGAAUUCCCCUUUAAUUUAGCAUUAAGAACCAGAUUGAAGGUUCAAAAUUUCAUUAAGAAAAAGGAAAAAGAAUAUUUAUUAGAGCUUAAAGAAUACGAAUCCAUAUCUGAAAAACUUAAAAAUGAAUAUUUAACUACAUUGUUCAGCUGUAUAGAUACUGGAAUAAGUAGAAAAUAAGAUGUCUAAAUAUUUAUCAGAGGAGUCAAUUAUGUAUAUCCACCACUCAUAUUCAAAUGUAAGGACAAAUAUGCUGUAAUAAAAUUGAGAUAUGAAAUGUUACCAUCAGAAUUAUGUAAGGAAAUAUAAAUCUUUUUCUAAUAAAAAUAUAGUGUAACCAUGAAAGUAGAAUAUAAGUACUUAUAAUAUCUAAAAGUAUUUGGCACUAUUUAAAAUUAAAAAAGCUAUAUUGGAUACUUAGUAAAUGGUAAGCAUCAUGGACAAGGUUUUAAGAGAAUAAACUAAGAAAAAUUAUAAUUUGGAAUAUUUAAAUAUGGAUAGUUGAUAUGGGGGUGGGAGAUUGUCAAGAAGGACAAAAAAAUUUUAGUCUACAAAGGUGAGUUUUAAAAUGGCAGUUAAUUUAACAGAGGAAUCAUUAAAGAAUUUGAAAAGGAAGAAAAUGGAGGUUAAACGAUUUUUAGAAAAUUAAAUCGUAGAUGAAUUAAUGAUUAUUAAUUUAAUUGGAG
Molecule: messenger RNA, 2447 nt
Organism: Paramecium octaurelia
Lineage: Eukaryota; Ciliophora; Oligohymenophorea; Peniculida; Parameciidae
Source: the annotation of a GenBank genome assembly